CGACCACAUUAUGACAACGCGUCGUAGGAAGCGUGACAAAAAAUCGGCUCCUUAGGCCGCAUACUUCCCUAUCCGCUUCGCCUUGGGCUGGGCGAUUUUUUACCAUAAUUGCCGGUGGCAGAUGAUCUCCCCCGGUCAAAGCCUCGGCGAUUUUAGACAGCUGAGCCGCCUAGGCACUACGAGCCGGCGUCAUUCGCAGACGGAAAAUCGUCUCCCUUUGUGCCAAUUCUCCCCGGCUAUCCGCUGUUCCAGGAUUAACUCCGCCAUCCUCCAACGCGAUGACACUGGAGAUGUCGACGCCUCACCGGAACUUUGCCAGAGAAUCGGCGGACGGCGGCGCGAGUUCGUUCUUGUGCCUUUCUUGGUUACUGCAUCGGGACUGCUCAGCUCCCUCGCCACUGCGAAGGCUGCUGAGCAGGCUCCAGAUAACCCCGCCAGUGUCGGUGUGGUAGUUGAAGAGAAGAUGGACAAGGAAAAAGAAAAGGAUAAGAAGGAUGAAGGAGAUGGUUCGGCUAUGUCUAGAGUUUAUGACGCGACGGUGAUUGGGGAGCCGCAGGCGGUGGGAAAGGACAGGAAGAAGGUUUGGGAGAAGCUUUUGGCCGCUCGGGUUGUGUAUCUUGGUGAGGCAGAGCAGGUUCCAGACCGUGAUGAUAGGAUUUUGGAGCUGGAGAUCGUAAGGAAUCUCUUUAGCCGGUGCACGGAGCAGCAAAGGUCUCUGUCCUUGGCCAUUGAAGCUUUCCCUUGCGAUCUACAAGAACAGCUGAAUCAGUUCAUGGAAGGGAGAAUUGAUGGUGCAACCUUAAGGUCUUACACCUCCCACUGGCCACCUGAGCGCUGGCAGGAAUAUGAGCCUCUUUUAAAUUAUUGUCAUGAUAAUGGAAUCAAACUUGUUGCUUGUGGUACUCCACUUGAGGUAUUAAGAACUGUUCAAGCUGAAGGGAUUUGGGGCUUGACUCAAGCACAGCGCAAACUAUAUGCACCGCCAGCUGGUUCAGGAUUUGUUUCUGGCUUCACAUCUAUCUCUGGAAGGUCUAUGAUAGACCAGCUUUCUUCAAAACAAUCUGUUCCUUUUGGUCCUAGUUCAUACCUAUCCGCUCAAGCAAGAGUUGUUGAUGAUUAUUCAGUUUCUCAAAUUAUCAUGCAAGCAGUGAUAGAUGGAGGUUCUACUAGUUUGCUUGUAGUUGUGACAGACGCAAGACAUGUAAUUUAUGGCUCUAGAGGUAUAGGUGUCCCUGCUAGGAUUUUGAGAAAACUACAAAAGAAGAAUCAAGUGGUUAUACUGCUUGAUCCUGAAAGGCAAGACAUUCGCAGGGAAGGAGAGGUUCCUGUAGCUGACUUCUUGUGGUACUCUGCUGCUAAGUCUUGUAGCAGAAAUUGCUUUGAUCGUGCUGAAAUUGCACGAGUCAUGAAUGCAGCUGGUCGUAGAAGAGAAGCUCUCCCUCAGGAUCUGCAGAAAGGCCUUGACCUUGGAGUAGUAUCUCCUGAAAUACUGCAGAACUUUUUUGACCUUGAGCAGUAUCCUGUUAUUGCUGAACUAAUUCAUCGAUUUCAAGGGUUUCGGGAAAGGUUACUGGCAGACCCCAAGUUUCUUAAUCGGUUAGCUAUUGAAGAAGCUAUAUCAAUAACAACUACCCUCUUAGCACAAUAUGAAAGACGUAAAGGUCGUUUUUUUGAAGAAAUUGACUAUGUCCUGACUGAUACCAUCAGAGGCAUUGUGGUUGAUUUUUUUACAGUGUGGCUUCCUGCACCAACUAUGUCAUUUAUUUCUCAAGUCCAAGAUAGCUCCCCCUUGGAUAAAUUAGAAUUGCUAAAAGGAUUUCUUGGAUCCUUGCCUGACAAUGCCUUCCAAAAGAGUAUUGUUGGAAAAGACUGGAAUGCGAAUCAGAGAUUGGCAUCAGUGUUGUUUGGAGGCCUGAAACUUGCUAGUGUAGGUUUUAUUUCUAGUGUUGGAGCUGGAGCUGCUUCAGACGUCUUAUAUGCCAUACGUCGAUAUCUGAACAAUUCUUUUAUUAACGAUGGAAAUAGGAAACGAACUCCCAUAUUGAAAUCAGCUGUUGUUUAUAGUUUUUUUCUUGGAACUUCAGCAAAUCUGCGGUAUCAGGUUAUUGCAGGAAUUGUGGAGCAUAGGCUUUCGGACUAUCUACUAUCUUAUUAUAAUAAUCCUCUACUUUCAAAUAUUUUGUCUUUCUUUGUUCGGACUGUCAACUCAUACUGGGGAACGCAGCAAUGGAUUGAUCUGGCGCGUUUCAGUGGAUUGCAACCAAGAAAGAGUAGUGGGAGUCCUAAUAUGGUUUCUGAAUCUACUGAUUCCCCAUUGUUGGAAUGCAGCUCUACAAAUGCAGAAACUGUCGAUGAAAAUAGUAACCAAUCUGGCGAUAGCUGAUAUGCUCGCAAACUCUGGCGGAACUUACAAUGGAUUAGAGCAUACAAAACCAUUUUUUCCUUGCUGAUUUACCGAGACCAAAAAAUGCAACAGCUCUACUUCACAAACUCAAAGGCAUCGAAGUUUCAGAUCCCAUAAGCCAACAAAUAUGAGAGGAUUCGAUACUAUUGUUGUCUUUGCUGAAUUUACAAUGUGAUGCAGCUGGUUUGGCAUAUUGUAGAAUCUCUGUUUUUUUUUUGGGUAUAUAAUGUAUUUUUUUUGUGGUUUCAAAGUUAAGUUCAAGGAGCAUAAAAGAUAGAUUUGGGUUUCGUUUGAGACAACUUUUUAAAUGUUUCUUAAAACGGUUUUUUAAUAUAAAAUUUUUGAAUUAAAAAAAAUUGUACUAAAAAGCUGUUUCAGAAAAUAAUAAGAAAAUUGUCUCAAACGAAACCUUGACGUAUAAAUACUGUAACAACAUGAGGGCUUUUGCCCUUUAUUCUUUAUGUGAAAGCUCACUUUUUUUUUCCAACAAAGUUUGUUGGCCAA
Messenger RNA from Dendrobium catenatum, 2908 nucleotides. RefSeq names its product protein RETICULATA-RELATED 5, chloroplastic. The record is from RefSeq and is a predicted model, not a curated record. NCBI's taxonomy places the organism in Eukaryota, Viridiplantae, Streptophyta, Magnoliopsida, Asparagales, Orchidaceae. The coding region runs from base 122 to 2383 and encodes 753 amino acids. The transcript is spliced from 8 exons.